Sphaeramia orbicularis (orbiculate cardinalfish) is the source of this 3675-nucleotide messenger RNA. RefSeq names its product N-myristoyltransferase 2 (gene nmt2). The record is from RefSeq and is a predicted model, not a curated record. Gene Ontology annotation, cellular component: cytoplasm. NCBI's taxonomy places the organism in Eukaryota, Metazoa, Chordata, Actinopteri, Kurtiformes, Apogonidae. Gene Ontology annotation, biological process: N-terminal peptidyl-glycine N-myristoylation. Gene Ontology annotation, molecular function: glycylpeptide N-tetradecanoyltransferase activity.
UUUCCGCUGACAUUUUCUUUGUUUUUCCAUCUCACGCUCGUUGCCAGUGGUCUCUAUAAUACGGUGGCUGACUAUUUUUUAAAACAUUUUUGUGAUGGCGGAGGACAGUGAAUCCGCGGCCAGUCAGCAGAGCCUGGAGCUAGACGACCAGGAUACCUGCGGUAUAGACGGAGAUAAUGAAGAGGAGAAUGAGCAUAUGCAGGGGAGUCCGGGGGAGAUUUGGGAGCCAAAAGGAAGAAGAAGAAACAGAAGAGAAAGAAAGAGAAGCCAAGCUCGGGGGGAGCUAAGUCUGGACUCUGCCUCUGACUCCCAGGAGAUCAAGAACCCUGGCUUGCCUAUUCAGAAGCUUCAGGACAUCCAAAGAGCCAUGAGUGCUGUCCUGCAGGGUCCAGCGAAGAGUAUCGACGAGGCCUCCAAGCACAAGUACCAGUUCUGGGAUACACAGCCUGUGCCCAAGUUGAAUGAGGUUGUGACAAGUCAUGGGCCAAUCGAAGCUGACAAAGAUAUCAGACAGGAGCCAUAUUCCUUACCUCAAGGCUUGUGGGACACUCUGGAUCUUAGCAAUGCAGAUGUGCUGAAGGAAGUGUACACAUUGUUAAAUGAAAACUAUGUGGAGGAUGAUGAUAAUAUGUUCAGAUUUGAUUAUUCACCAAACUUUCUCAAGUGGGCUCUACGUCCUCCUGGCUGGUUACCACAGUGGCAUUGUGGGGUAAGAGUGUCCUCAAAUAAGAAGCUUGUUGGCUUCAUCCGUGAUCCUGCAGAUAUUCGAAUCUAUGACACGUUGAAGAGGAUGGUCGAAAUUAACUUCCUGUGUGUCCAUAAGAAACUGCGAUCAAAGCGCGUAGCUCCAGUGUUAAUCAGGGAGAUCACAAGGAGGGUAAACCUUGAGGGAAUAUUUCAGGCUGUUUACACAGCAGGAGUAGUGCCUAAACCUGUGUCCACAUGCAGGUACUGGCAUCGUUCCUUGAACCCCAGAAAGCUUGUGGAGUUUAAAUUCUCCCACCUGAGCAGAAACAUGACUCUGCAAAGAACUAUGAAACUCUACAGACUACCAGAUAGCACCAAGACUCCAGGUCUGCGGCCAAUGGAGAAGCGUGAUAUCAGCCAGGUCACUGAGCUGCUACGAAAAUACCUGAAGCGUUUCCAGUUGGCACCUUCUAUGGGAGAAGAGGAGGUGGCUCAUUGGUUCUCUCCCCAGGACAACAUCAUUGAUACAUAUGUAGUAGAGGGUGCUGAUGGUGUACUGACAGAUUUUGCUAGUUUCUACACGCUGCCGUCCACAGUGAUGCAUCACCCUCUACAUAGGAGCUUGAAGGCCGCUUACUCUUUUUACAAUGUUCAUACACAAACCCCACUACUGGACUUAAUGAAUGAUGCACUGAGCCUUGCCAACUGAAAGGUUUUGAUGUGUUCAAUGCCUUGGAUCUAAUGGAAAAUAAGGUGUUUUUGGAGAAGCUCAAAUUUGGCAUAGGAGAUGGAAAUCUGCAGUAUUACCUCUACAACUGGAAAUGUCCCCCCUAUGGACCCUGAUAAGGUUGGCCUUGUCCUUCAGUAGCCUGUCUCUUCCAUGGUUGCUGCACACUGAUGAAGAGGUUGGCGACAACCUCUGGCUAUUCCUUACCUGGACAUCCAGGUAGCCCAAGCUAGACAAUGAGAACUACAACACUAAAACCAACCUGGUGACCAGGAUGCUCACCUCGCUUGAGGCAGGCUCCCGGCACUUGUGUCAUCGAGUACAUUCUCUGCUCACCUGGAGGUGAAAACUCUAAAUCAUCAACAUCCUGAAUGUGAAGUCAUGCUAUGCCUGAGAUACUCAUACAGUACAAUGCUCCUGACAUGCACACUCAUACUUAAAACAUAAAGUUUGACAUACAAGAGGAUGCCUUGACAUUGUGAAUUUUGUUUAGUUCUUCCUCUGCAGACAUCUCAUCACAAGGGACUCGCAUUUAAUUUGACUGGUUUGAAACUCUGUAAAUGGAUAUUCAAGAAACCAACUUGACCAGAUCAUACCGAUUAUCCCAACCAGAUGCUUAGCUAUUGUAUCCCCACUGCAACUGCACUCUUACAGCCAGAGAGGUUUUUAAAGGCAAUCGAGUAGUUCUUUUUCCAUCCUUUCCCUGUUCAUUGUGGUCAGACAUUUCUCUGCUGGGUGCUUUGGAAUGAUCACAGGCCUUUGAGGAAGUAGAAAUGCUGAGGUUGAAGCAUUUAUCUUAACUUUUUAAUGACAAAUUAUAAACAUAGAAACACUGUCAAAUACAUAUACACAACAAACAAUAUCUUCAUGGAAAGACUGGUGUGUUGGAACAAUGUUUUUGUUAAAAAAUAUAUAGUUACCUGUACAUUUAAAGCCAGAUCAUAUUUAUUCCUGUAGUACAAGUUUGGGGUUUGGGAGGGCUGAUCCAAAGUAUUAUCCUCAUUGUAGUUUAAAUGUCACUGAGUUUGUACGGGAAGAUCAGACGUCAUGGGUUCAACAUGGGUUUUGAUGAAGAAUGUAUUGCAUCAAUGAAGCACAAUUUUUGAGUUUGUAAACAAGCAAAAGGGUCAGUAGGCCCAGAUUUCCAAACAGAUGCGGUACUUUUAACCUCGGUUCUUACAACAGUGUGAGCUGUUAACGCAUUAUAAACCUGUUUCUAUAGCUAGUGUUUUAAUGGAACAGUCAAGCCAUGUUUAGAUUCAGACAGAUGUACAUCUUUUAUAACUCGCGUAAGCUUACAGAAGUUGCAUGUUGUACUACACACUUUCGCUGUUAAAUUAACGGCAAAUGUUAAGAACAUCUGCUUAAGUGCAAAGGUGAACAACGUCAAAAACUGGAAAACACAGAUGCUACAAGUUAAACUCUAGGCAGACUGAAUUUAAUUGGAAAUACUUUAAUGAUCUUGUGGCAAAUUUCUCUUGUUAAAUCUGGACAGAAGACAAAAAAAUAAAAUGGUGUAACUCAAAAAAUGAUAAUAGAUUAAAGGUUUAAAAACAAGCCAGUGUUUCUGUCCAGAGGCAGUUUUAUAGUGACUAAACAGCUUACUCGGUUUUAAGAAGAACAUAAGUUGUUCAAUGUUAAUGCAAGUGUUUUUUUCUGCCUCUUUCUUGCUCAAACAGAAACCACUGCAUACUUAUUCAAGUCCCCUUUUGCAAAGCAGUAAUAAUCUGCCUCACUAAAAUUAAAAGGUACAACACUGCAGCUGUUCUCAAAGAAACCACUGAAGUCCUUACCUACAGAACAAGCUUAAAUGUGUUCUUUAAACAAGAAAAUGCAGAUAAGAGCACAAAAUUCCAUCCGCAUUUAUUCAAAUAAGCCGAUAUCAGUAACUGCAUCAUUUGAAAUUUGAGCUUUUCUUGUUUUUCCCCAGGUCUUCUUUUUAUUGACUUGAUUUGUUUUUUUUUUAUGGUACUGUAUCUGUGUGUCUGUUAAACAUACUGUAGGUCAAUUUUUUUAGUGUGUUGUGCAGCUAAAUGCGUGAAAUUCUUUAAGCGGUUCUCAUAUUUAUAAUUGUACUUGUCUUAAAACUUUAAGAAAUUCCUGUUUCUUUUCCAGUAUUUUCUGUAAAAUGUUUUCAGUUAAAUAGGAUACUUCUAAACUUCCUUUUAGAGGUUUCAAGUAUUUGGCAGUUCCUUAAACUCGACUGUCAGACCACUCGUUCCGUGGUGGUGGUGCUGGUUUACUCAAAAUGUCAAGUGUUU